AUGAGCAACGCCAACGGAACAACCAAGAAGACGACCGCCGGCAGCCGCACCGUCCGCUUCCGCAUCAAACGCCAGGAAGCGCACGGCAAGCCCUCGCGAUGGGAAGAGUUCGACGUCCCCGUCCAGUCCUCCGCCGAGGGCUCGGGCAGCGCCAACGUCAUCUCCUGCCUCCAGUGGAUCGCCGCCAACCCCGUCACCGUCCGCGGCGAGCAGACCACGCCCGUCACCUACGACUCGGGCUGCCUCGAAGAGGUGUGCGGCUCGUGCACCAUGGUCAUCAACGGCAAGGUCCGCCAGUCCUGCUCGUGCCUCAUCGACGAGUACGCCCCCAACGACGGCGACACCAUCACGCUCGAGCCCAUGAGCAAGUUCCCGGUCAACCGCGACCUCUUCGUCGACCGCUCACGCCUGUUCAACGACCUCAAGCGCAUCAACGCCUGGGUCCCCAUCGACGGCACCUACCACCUCGGCGCCGGCCCGGAGGAGUCCCCCGAGAAGCAGCAGACCCGCUACAAGCUCUCCGAGUGCAUGUCCUGCGGCUGCUGCCUCGAGGCCUGCCCCCAGUACACCCUCGAGGACGACGAGGACAAAUGGGAAGGCUCCUUCGUCGGCGCCGCCGUCAUAUCGCAGGCCCGCUACUUCAACCUCCACGGCACCGGCAAGGAGCUCGAGAAGAAGCGGCUGGACGUCCUCUCGCAGAAGGGCGGCGUCUCGGAUUGCGGCAACGCCCAGAACUGCGUCCGCGUCUGCCCCAAGGAGAUCCCGCUCACCGAGUCCAUCGGCGCCAUGGGACGCUCCGUCACGGUCCACAAGAUCAAAGAGUUCUUCUCCGGCUCCUGA
This is a messenger RNA of Symbiodinium necroappetens, 840 nucleotides long. Lineage: Eukaryota; Dinophyceae; Suessiales; Symbiodiniaceae. The record is from the annotation of a GenBank genome assembly.